AUGUCCGUGCCACCGCCGCCACCGCCCCCGCAGGCCGGCGCUUCCGCCGGCCCGCCGGUGGGCGACAACCGGGGCUUACUGCUGCAAUCCAUAAGGGCGGGCAAAACUCUGAAGAAGACUGUUACCGUGGAUAAGAGCACGCCUACUGUCGCCGGGAGAGUGACAGGCGAAACGACGGGCCCUUCUUCGUUAAGUAAUAGCAGAGCUAACAGUUCUACUAUUGGCAAUAGUAGGACUAAUAGUUCUAGCGCAAUGAGCGGCAGCAAUAAUUCCAGCAACGGCGGGCCCAAGCUGGGCGGUUUAUUCGCGGGUGGUAUGCCAAAACUGAAGCCUACGGGACUGAGAGGGAACAUGACUGAGAAGGAGGGACAAAGUGUAAAUAAUUCUAGUUUCCUUCACUCGUCACCCGGCACGUCUCAGAGUAUAAGACGUGGCCCACCCCCAGUUCCGCCACCGGCCGCGCAAAAACCGCAGCUAUUCAGUCAGGGGCAAAGUACGACCGAUUCCGCGACGAGCAAUCCGGAGGUCGCGCCCAGGGGAUUCGGGAAGUCAACCGUCGUGCCUAAACCAGCGCCGUCUGCCACCCUGCAGAAACCGUCGCCGCCGCCUAAAAAGCUGAAUUUGACGAGCAGCGCGAGCGUGGCGAGGGCGCAGAGCAUGCGACUGCCGCGGUCGCCGCCGGUCCUGGUGCCGACGCCGUCCUCGUUGCACCAGUCGCAGGACUGCCUGAACGAGGCCACCGUCAUGACGCCGCAGCCGGUGAGACCGGCGAAUCGGGUUCUCAGGCCUCCCGUGACGAGGCCGCCGUCGCCGCCGGUCUCGCGGGUGACCGUGUCCGCGGCGAGGCCGCCGUCGCCACCGGCACCGCCAGUGCACUCGCGGUCGCACACGCUGCCCGUGACGGCCAUGAGAGCGGCGCCGCCGCCGCCGUCGAGGAUCACGGUGACCGCGCCGUGCAUACCGCCGCCACCGCCGCCGCUCCCCCAUCGUCCUGCGCCCACGCAUCAGAGACUGGCACCGCCGCCGCCGCCGCCGCCGACGCCGCCCACGAGGAGUCUGUCGGUGCGCAACGGCGGCGCGCAAGCGGCCUCCACCUUCGACCUGGAGACGCGAUUCGCCGAGAUGUUUCACGCCACGCCGAGUUUUCCGCCGCCGGAACCCUUUAAGGGCUUCAUCAAGGUUUAUAGUAGCAGGCAUGCAGCAAAGCAACAAGCACCAGCUCCACCUCUUCAACCGUCUUCUACUCCUAACACCCUGCAUUCGUUAAACACUUCGUCUGGGAGUAAACAGUGGCAACACAAUGCGACCUCAUUGGCAUAUUGAAAUCUGUGCAUACUUAAAUCAUUGCCCCGUGCAUUGAUUACUUGUUUAAAAACGUCUCGAUGCUGCCACAAAUAAAAUAAAAAAUGUUAAAUUAAGUGAGCAUGGAAAAGGUGUGAAUCGGCUAGAGUAUAAAAGUUUUCGAGAGCGAGAGAGAGAGAUUCCGAAUUCGCGCGAACCCAAUUAUACAAUAAAACGUUUUAGACAAUAUUUUCUGUACAGUUUAUCUUAGAAGAAAGAGUAUAUUUAAUAUAGAUUAUACUUACAUAUGUAUAUGUAUAAAAUAUAUAUAUUGAAUGUAUAUUAUAUAUUUUAUAUAUAUACAUGUGUGUAUAUAUAUACAUAUAUAUAAAAAGGAAUCGUUAGAAACUCUAGGCCUGUUGUUAUCUUAACAGAAAUCUAAAAGAGAGAUUAAAAUGGAAGGCGCAUUCAUUUUUAAACAAAACAUCUAAAGCAUACUCGGUUAAUUUUCUUAAUCAUUGUAUUGUAUUUUCCUUAUUUAUCUCUAUGUAAAAUUAAUAAAUAUCACAUCAAAAUCAUUAAUUCAGGA
Molecule: messenger RNA, 1870 nt
Organism: Wasmannia auropunctata (little fire ant)
Lineage: Eukaryota; Metazoa; Arthropoda; Insecta; Hymenoptera; Formicidae
Product: WAS/WASL-interacting protein family member 3
Exons: 4
Coding region: 1-1323 (440 amino acids)
Biological process (GO): actin filament polymerization
Cellular component (GO): cytoplasm; actin filament
Molecular function (GO): actin binding; microtubule binding
Source: RefSeq, a predicted model, not a curated record